Messenger RNA from Symbiodinium pilosum, 930 nucleotides. The record is from the annotation of a GenBank genome assembly. Lineage: Eukaryota; Dinophyceae; Suessiales; Symbiodiniaceae.
AUGGCCCGGCAUGUGGCUGGGCACUGGAUGAAGGCAGAUGCUGGUGUGCUGGAUUUGGUAGGGAUGCUUUGGGCUGACUUUGCCAACGAGCCUGUCGGAAAGGACUUCAGUCCUGUGGGUGAUGAAGAGAAGGCACAGGCGAGUCGGCCACGGCGCAGGCGCAUGGAGCCUUCCGCGCUUUGCUAUGUGGCAUCCGCCGGGGAGGUUGUGGGACACCUGACAAUGAUUCUCGCAAUCACUUGGAUGAGCUGCAAGUUUCGUGAGCCCCAUGCCAAGAUCGAGGAUCCCCUUCGGCAGUUGCGAUACAUCAUGACUAUGCUGCUGAUCCCAGUGGUCCUCUACACCACGGCAAAAAAUUGGUACCGUGGUUUGCACUUCCCACUCACCGCCUCUGCCAGCUUCCAGGUGCUCCGGAAUCGCCGUGUGGAGUCCUUCAUCCCUGUGGAUCUUACUGGCGCAGACCUGUACUGCAUGUUGGCCAACGGAUUCUUCUUCUGCGGCCUGUUCCUCUGGAAUUACGUUCUGCUGCUCCAGCGCCGCCGGGACCGGGAUGUAUUCGAUCCUUCGGCCCACAUGCUGGUAGCACUUUGCCUCUUCGGUUCGGUGCUCCGGGCAAAGUCUCUGUUGCUGUGCUUCCUCUUCUUUGGGCUCCUCUGCUUGCUCUUGGGCGGCUUGCUUUGCUCCGGCCCCCUGGCAUGUAUCGCGCUGCUAAUCUGGAUUGGAGUUGGCUUCCGGGGCCCUAGCAGCAAGAUUGACUUCUCGCUGGACAUGGGUCGGUUCCUGUGGGGCGCCACAGAUGUGAACACCGGGCCUACCUCCGUCACAAAGGCACGGCACUGCCGCAUUGACGUGGUGCAGUACCUCAGUAGCCACAUGGAGGUGCUGGAUGUCAUGCCCGUUCCAAAGCUGGAUCCCGGAGAGGCCAUCCCU